Photinus pyralis (common eastern firefly) is the source of this 1741-nucleotide messenger RNA. Its product is annotated as glypican-6-like. Gene Ontology annotation, biological process: regulation of signal transduction; regulation of protein localization to membrane; cell migration. The annotation marks the transcript as partial. Gene Ontology annotation, cellular component: cell surface; plasma membrane; extracellular region. NCBI's taxonomy places the organism in Eukaryota, Metazoa, Arthropoda, Insecta, Coleoptera, Lampyridae. The record is from RefSeq and is a predicted model, not a curated record. The transcript has 3 exons.
CUACCUCACUUUUUUCUUUUUGUUUCAGAAUUCUUCAGGAAUCUUAUGAACAAUUCAAAACGGGAGUUUCACGAAAUGUUCAAGAAAACUUACGGUGUGAUCUACUUACAGCAUUCUUUUGUAUUUACGGAUUUUUUCGAAGAAUUAGAGAGAUAUUAUAAUAGCGGUCGCGUACGACUAGCGGAAGCCUUAGAUACCUUCUUUGGAAUCCUGUAUCAACGCAUGUUCACCGUAAUUAAUGCACAAUAUCAGUUCGACGACAGAUAUUUAGAAUGUGUAGCCGAACAUAUGACCGAUUUGAAACCGUUUGGCGACAUCCCGCACAAACUCGGAAUACAAUUGAGACGAUCGUUCGUAGCUACGCGAGCGUUUUACAAAGCCUUAGCAGCCGGUGCCGAUGUCGUUCGAAACAUGGGCUCCUUAACGCCGACGGAGAGGUGCGGGAAUGAAUUGGCUCGAAUGCAACAUUGUGAUAAAUGUCUUGGGAUAAAGGGUACAAAAAGUUGUUCGCCGUAUUGCCUAUCGAUUUUGAAAAGUUGUUUAGAAAACCAUAUACUUUUAGAUAACCAGUGGAAUAACUUUGUGGAUGCAUUAGAUAAGGUAGCGGACCGUAUUACAGGUGCUUUUAAUAUAGAAAUGGUCGUAGAGCCUAUUAAUAUAAAAAUUUCUGAAGCUGUGAUGAUUUUUCAAGAGAAUGGGGUAGAGGUCUCGCAAAAAAUAUUUACAGGGUGCGGCAACCCCGCUUUGCAGAGGCGACGUCGUCAAGCUAGUACUCCCAGUGACGUCGAAGAACCUCGCGUUGAAGCGCGAAGGGUGAAAACUGAUGAAGAUGAAAUAACAUUUGAAACGCUCACUUUUAAUGAGGAGAGCAACAAUAAAAGUAAAAACAAGAAAAAUAAGCACAAGAAAGUUGAUAGUGGCGCUACUCUCGAGAAGCUUAUUAGAGAUAUCAAACAGCGUGUGAAAGAUAGUCGACAAUUCUGGAGCCAACUACCAUACCAAAUGUGCAACAAUGAAGCCGUUCCUCCAACAUUUGAUGGACCUUGCUGGAAUGGUACAGCUUUAGGGAAGUACGAAGAGGCCGUCCCAUCACAAACCACCCCAUCACCAUCAUCUAGUCCUCCCAUCUUAAAUCAACAAACCUUCAUCUUGCAAGCCUUAAUAAGCAAACUACAGGCGGCUUACCAAGGGCAAGAUGUCGAUUUGGCUGACGACACCGUCGAUUCAGAAGAUCUGCCUAGUGUGAGCGGUUCAGGAUCGGGAAUGGGACUUAUAGAUGGUUCGGGAGAUCACGACGAUUUCGGUGUACCGGAAGUACCAAGGAUGGACACCGGAGCACCACAAAUUCCGACAGUCCUACCAAGUAGCACACACCCGCCUGAAGUUGUACCAGCUUCUGCUAGUAUUAAUAGUCCCACGCUUACGAAAGCUCUUGCACAUUAUUUGCUACCAAUCAUUUUAGUUUGGAUCGGAGGAGCAUUCUCCGACUUAUUGCUGUGAUACCAUUUGCCAGUACUCUUUUGUAAAUAUUUUGUAUAUAAACUUUAUGCCUUUUAAAACCUAGAGACUGCAACAUUGCCAUAUCUAAUCAUUAGUUUUUAAGCUGUAAUUUUAUUAGCACAAAUUGAUGCGUCUUAAUGUAACUGAUAUCGGUGUAGGUGAGCUUGAGGUUUUAAACGUUUGAAUGUCUGAAUGAACACUGUAAUUUAUGUAUAUAGUUUGUGUAAUAUUUUUAUAAGUA